Molecule: messenger RNA, 915 nt
Organism: Manis pentadactyla (Chinese pangolin)
Lineage: Eukaryota; Metazoa; Chordata; Mammalia; Pholidota; Manidae
Gene: IL21
Product: interleukin 21
Exons: 4
Coding region: 17-490 (157 amino acids)
Biological process (GO): positive regulation of natural killer cell mediated cytotoxicity; immune response
Cellular component (GO): extracellular region
Molecular function (GO): cytokine receptor binding
Source: RefSeq, a predicted model, not a curated record
UGCUCUACUGGCACUUAUGAGAUCCAGUCCUGGCAACAUGGAGAAGAUAGUCAUCUGCCUGAUGUUCAUCUUCUUGGGGACAGUGGCCCAUAAAUCUACCUUCCAAGGGCAAGAUCGCCUCUUGAUUAGAUUGCGUCAACUUAUAGAUAUUGUUGAUCAGCUGAAAAAUUAUGUGAAUGACUUGGACCCUGAUCUUCUGCCAGCUCCAGAAGAUGUAAAGAGACACUGUGAGCAGUCAGCCUUUUCAUGUUUUCAGAAGGUCCAACUAAAGUCAGCAAAUACAGGAGACAGUGAAAAGACCAUCCAUAUAUUAACUAAACAUCUGAAGAGGAAACUACCUCCCUCAAAUGAAGAGAGAAGACAGAAACACAGACUGACAUGCCCUUCAUGUGAUUCUUAUGAGAAAAAACCACCCAGAGAAUUCCUAGAAAGACUGAAAUCACUAAUCCAAAAGGUAUCUAACUUAAAUUACAUUCUAUUUUCUCUUUAAGCUUUAUUUAUACAAAUUGCUUUUUAUGUUUAGGUUACUCAUGGUGUACUAUUUCCACAGAUGAUUCAUCAGCAUCUCUCCUAGAACAGAUGGGAUAUGAAGGUUCCUGAGGCGCUAACUGAAGCUGGACACUAUAUUACAUACUCUAACACUGUAGUGAACCUCACUUCUUGGUAUUCCAAGUGGAGGAGUACAACAUAUUAGUGAUGGGGAAAAAACUCAGAUAAGUGUUCAAAGUCAGGAUUAUUUCCCCCAAAUUACUAUGUAACAGUCAUUUUGAUCUACAUGCUUUGUGUUUAGUUAACUUGGAAAAAAUCCUCUACUCAAUUAAGAGUCUAAUUUCUAUUGUUACAGAUUUCUGUGACUUCUUAAGUUUUUACUUUAUCUUACUGCCCAACUAUGACAUUUCUUGGUUGGGGGAGAAG